Messenger RNA from Strongylus vulgaris, 627 nucleotides. NCBI's taxonomy places the organism in Eukaryota, Metazoa, Nematoda, Chromadorea, Rhabditida, Strongylidae. The record is from the annotation of a GenBank genome assembly.
AUGGACCCGAAGGUUACCUUGGAAAACACCGAAAGCUCAUGCCAACUGCUAUGGAACGAUGUGUCUGGGGGAAUGGAGAUGGAUCAACUAUGCCGGUUCUCUCCUAUAAUAUAUGCGAAUUCUUGCUUUUAUCGGUUACCUGCUCAGGUAUACAAUACUUCAUUGGGGAAAAUUGGUGCAGCAAUUUGCUGGGAAAAUUAUAUGCCAAUGUAUAGGAUGACUCUUUACAAUAAAGGGAUUGAAAUUUACCUUGCAUGUACAGUAGACGAUCGUGAUGUAUGGCUCUCUACUAUGCGAACAAUAGCACUUGAGGGCCGAUGUUUUGUAAUCUCAGCAGCCCAAUUCUUGAAAUCAUCCGAUUAUCCGGAGAAUCAUCCAAUACGGGAGAAACAUGGACUAGAUAAGGUGCUGAUUAGAGGAGGUUCUUGUGCUGUUGAUCCACUGGGAACAGUACUUGUACAGCCAGAUUUUACCAAAGAGCUUAUACAUUAUGUGGAUGUCAAUUUGUCGCAAAUUGCACGUGCUAAAAUGGAUUUGGAUACUGUAGGCCAUUAUAGUCGACCCGAGGUGUUCCAACUAAUCGUUAAUGAGAGGUCGUUUGAACCUGUCGUCCGAAGAACAGAUUGA